CCUGUGCCACAAUGGCGGCGCUCACCUGGGUCACGUGACCCGCGCGAGGCUUGGCCGUGACGUCAGCGGCUGAUCAGCUGAUCACACUGAGAGGAGACAAGCUGCGGGACAGGGACCGCACAGGGACUCUCACCUUAUAUUACUGAGUUGUGUUUUCUACCGGUGGUGGUGGUGUGAACGCUAGCGUAGCACCAUGGGGGAGCUGUUCCGCAGCCAGGAGAUGACUCUGGCCCAGCUCUUCCUGCAGUCUGAGUCUGCCUACUGCUGUGUCAGCGAGCUUGGCGAGAUCGGCAUGGUGCAGUUCAGAGACCUGAACCCCGAUGUGAACGUCUUCCAGAGGAAAUUCGUGAACGAAGUGCGUCGUUGUGAAGAGAUGGACCGAAAACUGAGGUUUGUCGAGAAGGAGAUAAAGAAGGCCAAUAUACCCAUCGUGGACACAGGAGAGAACCCGGAGGUCCCUUUUCCUCGAGACAUGAUUGAUUUGGAGGCCACGUUUGAAAAGCUAGAGAUCGAGCUGAAGGAGAUCAACACCAACCAGGAAGCCCUGAAGAAGAACUUUCUGGAGCUGACCGAGCUCAAGCACAUCCUCAGGCGUACUCAGCAGUUCUUCGAUGAGAUGGAGGACCCUGCUCUACUGGAGGAAUCAUCCAUUCUUCUGGACCCGAACGAGAUUGUCCGAGCUCCUCUCAGGCUUGGCUUCGUGGCAGGCGUGAUCGGCCGAGAGAGGAUUCCCACAUUCGAGAGGAUGUUGUGGAGAGUCUGUCGAGGCAACGUGUUCCUGCGCCAAGCGGACAUCGAGGACCGUUUGGAGGACCCUGCUACAGGUGACCACGUGCACAAGUCAGUGUUUAUCAUCUUCUUCCAGGGAGAUCAGCUAAAGAACCGGGUGAAGAAGAUCUGUGAAGGGUUUCGGGCUACGCUGUAUCCCUGCCCUGAAACUCCGCAAGAGAGAAAGGAAAUGGCAGCAGGAGUCAACACUCGUAUUGAUGACCUCCAAAUGGUGCUAAAUCAGACCGAGGAUCAUAGACAGCGAGUCCUCCAGGCCGCGGCGAAGACCCUGCGCGUAUGGGUCAUCAAAGUGAGGAAGAUGAAGGCUAUCUACCACACGCUCAAUCUUUGCAACAUUGAUGUCACCCAGAAGUGUCUGAUCGCUGAAAUCUGGUGUCCCUUGUCCGACCUGGACUCCAUUCAGCUCGCUCUUCGGAGGGGCACGGAGAAAAGUGGUUCCACCGUUCCCUCUAUCCUGAACAGGAUGCAGACCACACAGACCCCACCCACCUACAACAAGACAAACAAAUUUACUUCUGGCUUCCAGAACAUUGUGGACGCAUACGGCAUUGGCAGCUACCGAGAAAUAAACCCUGCUCCCUACACCAUCAUCACCUUCCCCUUCCUGUUUGCCGUCAUGUUCGGGGACAUGGGCCACGGCAUACUGAUGACCUGCGCCGCUCUUUAUCUGGUUCUGCGAGAGAGUCGGCUUAGCGCCCAGAAGAAUGAUAGCGAGAUGUUCAGCAUGGUGUUUUCAGGCCGUUAUAUUAUUUUGCUGAUGGGGAUUUUCUCCACCUACACCGGGAUUAUCUACAAUGACUGCUUUUCCAAGUCUUUCAACGUCUUCGGCUCCAGCUGGAGUGUACGGCCCAUGUUCCAGAAUGGGACCGGCAACUGGACGUUUGAGAUUCUAGAGGAGAACAGGCUUAUGCAGUUGGACCCCGCGGUGCAAGGAGUGUUUGGCGGCCCCUACCCCAUCGGCAUUGACCCGAUCUGGAGCAUGGCCACCAACAAGCUGACCUUCCUGAACUCCUAUAAGAUGAAGAUGUCUAUAAUCUUGGGAGUUACUCACAUGCUUUUCGGCGUGAUUCUCAGCCUCUUUAAUCACAUCUAUUUUAAGAAGCCUCUGAACAUCUGGCUGGGCUUCGUUCCUGAGAUUAUCUUCUUGAGCAGCCUGUUCGGUUACCUGGUGCUGCUUAUCUUCUACAAGUGGACUGCAUACGACGCCUCAACCUCUAAGGAAGCGCCGAGCAUCCUCAUCUCGUUCAUCAACAUGUGUCUCUUCAACUAUAACGACCCCACUAUCAAACCGCUAUACAGAGGACAGAUGGUGAUCCAGUGUCUGCUGGUGGUCAUUGCUCUUCUGUGCGUGCCUUGCAUGCUCAUAGUGAAGACACUGAUCCUGCGCAGACAGUACCUCUGGAGGAAGCACCUCGGCACUCAGAACUUCGGGGGGAUUCGGGUGAGCAACGGUCCUACAGACGAUGAAGCUGAGAUCAUCCAGCAUGACCACUCGCAGAACUUAGAGGAGGAGCCAGAGCAGUCAGAAGAGGAAGUGUUUGAUUUUACAGAUGUAGCAGUGCAUCAGGCCAUUCACACUAUAGAGUACUGCUUAGGCUGCAUCUCGAACACGGCCUCCUACUUGCGUCUGUGGGCCCUGAGUCUAGCCCACGCACAGCUUUCAGAGGUCUUGUGGUCCAUGGUGAUGCACAUCGGACUCAACUCUAGAAAUUUUACCGGGUUCUUGGCCCUCAUUUUCUUGUUUGCUUUCUUCGCCACACUGACUGUGUGCAUCUUACUGAUAAUGGAGGGUCUGUCUGCGUUCCUGCAUGCCCUCAGAUUGCACUGGGUGGAGUUUCAGAAUAAAUUCUACUUAGGACAGGGCUUCAAGUUCAUGCCCUUCACCUUCGACAGCAUCCUGGAGGGGACAUUUGAAGACUGAACACCUUCACCUUCUCAGCCUUCCUCCACAAUCAUCCUCCUGAAGCGCCAGUCAGAGCAGCAGCAACAAGACCGAACUUGUAUUUAAAAUUUCCAUCGUGUCUGAUUUUGUUUGUUUUCGAUAAAUAAGCUAAUGUAUUUGUUCCAAAGAAGAGUUGAGGAAUCUGUAAUAUAAACACAGUAGUCGUCUAUACAGUGUAAAAUAUUUCUGGCUCCAGUCUGAUUUCACUGCCAUGUUUUCUCUCGUUCUUUUGUAUAUUGUGUACUUAUUGAGUCGGAACAGAUCUCUCUUUUCCUCUUUCUGUUUCUCAUGCAAAGGGACUCGAUGCAAAAUUCUACAAAGGGAAAGAAAAAGAAAAAACAUGAAGAUUUUCCUUUUAUUAUUUCCACAAACAAAUGUACUUAUAUCUGUUUACAUUUAUUUAAUUGUUUUAUUUAAUGAGUAAGAUUAUUUUUUUCAUCAUUUCUUUUUCCCCUUUCACAAACAACAUAUCUGAGCUUUGUAAUCUUUAUAUCAUAAAGGGGUAAGACAUCGACUGAUCAAUCAUGAACGAUCAGGAAAUUUCUCUUCCCAAUGGAUACACAGUCAUUAUUAGCCUUUGUGUCCGUUUUGUUUUCUAAAUUGCUGUAUGUUUGUUGAUGGACACUCCAAAUAAUCAUUACUAAUAAGUUCAAAUCGGCUCAUAGUUUCCCGUUGUGUCCUUCUUGAUUUGGCUGCUUCAUGUCGUAGCUUUUACAGGCCGAGCGAAAUCACUGCAAGAAUUUACGACGUCAAAAUUCUACAAUGGAAAGCGAUUUGGACGUUGUGUACGUUUGUCAAUAAAAAAGCGAGGCUGGGAAA
Molecule: messenger RNA, 3550 nt
Organism: Silurus meridionalis
Lineage: Eukaryota; Metazoa; Chordata; Actinopteri; Siluriformes; Siluridae
Gene: atp6v0a1a
Product: ATPase H+ transporting V0 subunit a1a
Biological process (GO): vacuolar acidification; proton transmembrane transport
Cellular component (GO): vacuolar proton-transporting V-type ATPase, V0 domain; vacuolar proton-transporting V-type ATPase complex; plasma membrane
Molecular function (GO): proton-transporting ATPase activity, rotational mechanism; ATPase binding
Source: RefSeq, a predicted model, not a curated record